GAUGGUUUGGUGUGAGUGAGGAGGGAUUGCACCUGAGACCCCGCCACCAUGCUAAAGUUUCGUGCAGACCGCCGGGUCAGCCAUAAUGAAAGACGGAACACUUUUCUUCACCCAGUGACUGGCCAGAUCCCAGAAGAGAACAACCAGUUUGACUUGCAAAGCUCUGCCUUGGACAUGUCCAACAAAGCAAGCAACAAGCGGCCUGCAGCAGUCAACAGUGAACCAUCCAAUCACACUAUGGUUUCAGAGGCCUCACGUUCCUCCAGGAAGGGGAUUGCUUUCGGAAAACGCUCCAAUUCUAUGAAAAGGAAUCCCAGCGCCACAGUAACCAAGAGUGGCUGGCUCUACAAACAGGCCAGCUCUGGGGUAAAGCAAUGGAACAAGCGCUGGUUUGUCCUAGUGGACCGCUGCCUCUUUUACUAUAAAGAUGAGAAAGAGGAAAGUGUCUUGGGCAGCAUCCCACUUCUCAGCUUUCGGGUUGCAGCAGUCCAGCCGUCAGAUAACAUCAGCAGGAAAUACACCUUUAAGGUGACUGUGUGCUGGAUGGAAGAGGCACCAGGAAAUAACAAGAAGUCACUCUCUCCUCAGGCUGAGCACGCUGGCAUUCGAACUUACUUCUUCAGUGCUGAGAACAGUGAAGAGCAGGAAUCCUGGAUCCAAGCCAUGGGGGAGGCUGCCCGGGUGCAAAUCCCACCCACUCAGAGGCAUGAGAAAACUGAUUCUGAGAACAUCCCUCCUAGCAAGAACCAUCCACAUCUCCACUACCGCAGCAUUCCAGUCAGGGAGGCUACCAAAGCAGAGCCAGAGGCCAAGACCAGAGGAGAAGGUGAUGGGCGUGGUUCUGAGAGGACUGAAAGGAAACAAGAGCGAACAGAAAGCAAGAAGGAGUCACUGGUGAAAGCCAAUGGCAUUGUCAGUCAGGAAAUGCCCUCGGAGCCUGGAAGCCCUUAUCCAGAAGAUCCACGGGUACCAUCUGGAGGGGAGAGGCCCAUCCAGCCAAAUGGCUGGCAGUACUCAUCUCCUAGCCGACCUGGGAGCAUGGCCUUCCCACAGCCUGAUAGUGAGACUGUGAUGCCUCGGCGGAGCUUUGCUCCUCGCACCAAUCCUGAAAAGAUUGCCCAGAGGAAGAGCUCCAUGACACAGCUACAGCAAUGGGUGAACCUGCGUCGUGGGGCUCCACCUCCUGAGGAUCUCCAUAGCCCCAGCAGGUUCUAUCCAAUGUCCCGGAGAGUCCCUGACUACUAUCCUGCCUACUCACCCCAAUAUUCUGAGGACUACCAGUACUAUCCUCCUGGUGUACGACCUGACAGUAUCUGUUCUAUGCCUGCCUAUGAACGUGUGAGCCCUCAGUGGUCUGUGGAUGACAAGCGGCACUCUUUCCGCAACAGUGGCUCAUAUCAGCUGCGGGAAUGGAAGGAACAACCUGGCUAUGGAAGACAGGACAUACCCAUCUGGAUCCCAGGGCCCACACGGCCACCUGUGUAUUAUGAUGAAAUGGAUGCUGCCUCAGGCUCCCUGCGCAGGAUGUCACUUCAGCCUCGCUCCCGGUCGGUCCCUCGUUCCCCAAGCCAAGGUUCCUACAACAGAGCCAGAGUGUAUUCCCCAGUCAGGUCACCAAGUGCCCGCUUUGAAAGAGUGUCUCCCCGAAGUGAGGAGAUAUAUGCUGAGCCAACUACUUACAUGAUGAGGCGAUCAGUUAGUUCCCCAAAGUAUGAUUAUCUGGGUGACAGGAGGCCUGUCCCUGCAGGGAUGUUCCCCUUCAACUAUCCAGCAUCUCCUACAGUCCACGACAAAAUGGAUGAACUGUUAGACCUUCAGUUGCAAAGAAACCUAGAGUAUUUGGACCAGCAGAUGAGCGAGAGCGAGACUCUGAUCAGUAUGGUGAACAGAAUGGUGGAGAGCUCCUCCCCUAGGGCUCAGCUGUACAUGCAAGUGUCUCAUUUCCCUGAAGCCUAUCGAGAGACGUUGCACACCUACAAGAUAAGCGAGCAAGAUACAGAUAAGCUAUUGGGGAAACUCUGUGAACAAAACAAAGUGAUGAGGGAACAGGAAAGGCUGGUACAACAACUUCGGGCAGAGAAGGAGAGCCUGGAAAGUGCACUGAUGGGGACACACCAAGAGCUUGAGAUGUUUGGCAGCCAACCAGCAUAUCCGGAAAAGCUGCUACACAAGAAGGAAUCUCUCCAGAAUCAGCUGAUCAAUAUCCGAGUGGAGCUGUCCCAAGCCAGCACGGCGCUGGCCAACAGCACCAUAGAAUAUGAGAACCUGGAGGGUGAGGUGUCAGCCUUGCAUGAUGACCUAUGGGAACAGCUGAACGUGGACAUCCAGAAUGAAAUGAUCAGUCGGCAAAUCCAGAAAGAGAUCUGGCGAAUCCAGGAUGUGAUGGAAGGACUGAGGAAGAACAAUCCCUCUCGGGGCACAGACACUGCAAAGCACAGAGUGAACCUUGGCCCAUCCGGAACUUACAGCUCCAACAGUCCAGCCAGCCCAUUGAGCUCAGCCAGCCUCACCAGUCCCUUGAGCCCUUUCUCUCUUGUCUCAGGGUCCCAGAGCUCCCCCACCAAGCAAGGCAGCAAUGAGGAGCCUGGUCCACCUCGACCUCCCCUCCCCAAAUCAUAUGUGCCCUUGGAAUCUCCUCCGACUGUCCCUCCACUCCCUAUCGAAAGCCGCCUCUGGCCGUAUCCUACCUCCCCUUCCUGGCAGCAAAGCAGCGAGGCGAAGAGGGGACAGUCCAAAUCCAGCUUUGAGCAGAGCAAGAAGGACCAUCAUGGGGCAUCAGCUUCAACUUCUACAGCAGAGACUGGGCUCUUACAGACAAGGCAGGACCACGACGCCGAAAAGCAAGUUGCUCUCAACAAAGUUGGCAUUGUUCCACCGAGGACCAAGUCACCCUUGGAUGAUGACAUCACCCCAACAUCAGGUGUGGUGAGAAGGAGUGUCAGCAACCUGUCCAAUGGACUAAACUCCCGCGAUAGACCAAAGAGUGCUGUGUUUUCAAAUGAGGUGAAGGCAAAGAUGAGUGUUGAGGAGCAGAUUGAUCGUAUGAAGCGUCACCAGAGUGGUUCUAUGAAGGAGAAGAGGCGGAGCUUGCAGCUUCCAGCCAAUCAGCAACAGACAGAUAGUCCCCUCACUAAAGCGCCUGCCUCUUACAAAGUGGUACGCAGACAUCGCAGCAUCCAUGAGGUGGACAUAUCAGAUUUGGAAGCAGCAUUACGCUCUGAAGACUCUGGCAAGAUGUAUGAGACUCCUCGAGAGGAGAUUGCUCGUCUCCGCAAAAUGGAGCUGGAACCAGAGCAUUAUGAUGUGGACAUCAGCAAGGAGCUGUCUACCCCAGACAAAGUCCUCAUCCCAGAAAGGUACAUUGAGCUAGAGCCUGACACACCCUUGAGCCCGGAGGAGAUGAAGGAGAAACAGAAGAAAGUGGAAAGGAUAAAGACGCUGAUUGCCAAAUCCAGCAUGCAGAAUGUGGUCCCCCUCAAUGAGGGAGAAAUAGACUUACCCCAAGACCCUGAGACCCAAUUACAGGAGCAGGAGAAACGGAUCGAGAUCUCCUGUGCCUUGGCUGCAGAAGCUUCCCGAAGGGGCCGCAUGCUCUCUGCUCAAUGUGCCACCCCGAGCCCUCCCACUUCCCCAGCCUCCCCGACUCCACCGACCAAGUCCCUCUCGUCUGACUCAUCCCAGGGCGCCGACAGCCAUUUUAUGCGUGUCUGAGCCAUACACACAGGCCCUGGCUGCUGCAAAUGCUGUGAAAUCCCAUGGAGCCACAUUUUAACACAGGAGUCUGCAUCCCAACACAACCACUUAACAAUGCACGCCAUGUAGCCAUUGUUACGGCUUUCUCAGCACCCCUCUCCUUGGGUUGAGCUGCAAAAACAUUCAGAAAGGAAAAAUUGCCUCUGAGGAGAAUGGAGGAGGUGGGUUCUCUCAUCUUUUCCCUGUUUUCCCUGUUGUUGCUACUACCAUGGCCAAGGACAACUUCUUCAGACAAGCCCUUCAAAAACGUUUGAAUGUGCAGGGCACAGGAGCCAUUCGACUCUGCAAGAUGCAUCCUCUGCAUCAGGACCAGCAGCUAAAGAUCAAUUCUAGCCUGGAGUAGGUGAGCACAAGAGAGACAGCACUGAACUGGAAAACAGAUGCUGAUAUAUCAGCAGGGGGAGAUAGCACUCCCCACAUCAAUGCAGCUGUCUCCUGGGGCUCUGUCCUCUUCCACCCAUUUUUCAGGGGAGGAGAGUGGUGUGAAGAGAGACUUGUCACUGCAGCUGGGGACUUCCUUACUCUCUAAAUGAAACAAGCAUCCAGUUUUUCCUUCCUCAUACUACGCACCUCUUUAGUCUCCUCCCCCACUUAGAAUGGCUUUAGCACCUUUAAUAUUUGGAGCUAAGAAACCUGUGCACGGCCAUCCGUCUCUGCCUAUGAUCAUGACCCUUCAUAGAAGAAGGAAGAAGGCAGCAUGGAUGGACAGACAGAUGGGACUUUGUGGGUGUGGUAGGUGAAGGAAAAAGAAAAGUACCAGAAACAGAAGGCCGCCAGUGUGGGGAGAGCAAAAGAGCCUUUGGGAUCUGUUUGUUUGUGAGGAUGUGAUAUGCUGGCGUUUCUUUCAUUUGCCAGGCUCAAGGUUGGGAUGGAACAGAAGGUGCGUACAAGGUGUGUGGACAUGUAGGAGGAGUGUGGGUGAAAGAUGUAUUUGAGGUCAGGAUACAAACCUUUGGCUAGGUUACCAGGUGGUACUAGUAGCCAGAUUAGACUGGCUACUAGAUGGCAUUUUAAUGCUUUCUGUGACCCAGUGAAGUCUAGUUGCCUGUAGACUCAAAAAGUGUAUGACUGGGUGUCCCCACUGGGGCUGACGAGGUGACAUCUCUUUCUUCCUGCAUGAGGGUAGUGCCACUCAGCAAACUCCCCCUCUUCCUCUUGAGUUUUUCAGGACUCACAUCGAAGUAAUGGGGCUGGGAGCAGGAAAAAACCCAAUGUGCUAGUUAGAUCCCUGUGUUCUGCACACAUGUAAGAAUUUCUUGCACCAUCCCUAGGCCCUAAUGAUGAAAACAGGAGGUUCAGAUAAAUGGAAUAUAGUGUGAACUGGAUUAGAUAGGCAGAGUCAGUCCCCGUGCUAUAUAAGCAUGCUUCUUCUAGAAAGGAUGAGGUAAGGCUUUGAUUCCUACCUUUUGUUACAUCUCUUUUUUCUUAUUUGCCAGUAGAGCAACCUGUAGAUAAUGUGGAAGCAGAGUUCUCCUCCUCUUUUACACACACAGCCCUUUCAGCCAUCUCCUACACCAAGGCUACAUGAUAAUUAUAGCUAUGACCUUUUAGAGGAAAUGAACUCCUGUGUCAAGAGUGUCGGGCCAUUGAUUCACCUGCUCCAAUAUCAUACCAUCUCAGAUGAGUCUACUUUCCCAGAUGAGCUCUUGUUGUCUUUUUAGCAGUUUGAAAGAACAUCUAAUUCAGAAGAGAGAGGAAUUAGAGAGGCAGCAAGUAUGGAGAUCUGCUCAUGUUCAAAUAGAUACCAACAGAGUUUCAUCCCCAACCACCCACUUUCCCCCCAAUUAAUUCAAGUAGUGCUGACCUCGUUUUCUUACUCUAUACUGAGUCAGGAGGAGUCUUGCCAUAUUAAGAUUCUUUUAGAAGUUUCCAUUCAGCAUAAAAAGCUGGUUUAACUCAGUGUGUUGGAGCACCUGGCUGCAGAAAAAGCGAUCAGGCAUUCAAAUCCCUACUGUGGCUCCCGGGAAAGGGAGCCAGCCAAAAUUGCCUGGAGCACGCAUGGUCCCAGAGGGCUACCAGAAGGAAUGAGGCCACGUCUGAGUAUUUUAUACUUAAAAAGACAAAACAAGAGCCCUGGAGGGUUGUCAUAAGUCAGAAUUGACAUGAUGACAUAUAAUGAUCAAUGCUGCAGCUAUCCACAGCGAGGAACAACUAUGGUGAAUCCAUUCUACAUAUCACUUAUGUAGCACAAUGGCAACUAAGUUCCCAAUGAUCUGAGUAGUGGAGAUAUACUUGGCCAUCCACCUGAUCCAUUUCUCACAUAGGUUCUGCAUUAAAGUUGGCAUGUGCUUGUAAAGAGCCUCACGGGUCAGUUCAACAACAGAGUACUGGGACGUAAACAGGGCAUUACAUAGAAAAUGCAGAGAGAGAUAUAGCACCAAAGUUGUGUUACUCUCUCACAGACAGCUUUUGAAAACAAUUGUUCUUAAACAUGUAUGCCAGUGUUUCUUCUACCAAAAUAUAGUAGGGACAUCAAUGCUAAAUAUGAAAUUGCUACACGAUCUCUCAAUGAACUAUACCCAAUAUAAGUGGAACUAGAUGAAAUCUUUCCAAAAAGGUUCCUUCACUCUUCUUCAAAUUACAUCUUUUGUUGAAGUAAUGAAAAUUAUUCUCACUAUUAAUCAGAAGAACACAGGAUACUUUUGACUUUUCACUCCCUUAAAUUGGAUUUUCAGAAGGUUACAUGAUUGGGCUUUCAAUAGUACUGGAUUGUUAGCUAUACAAUGUUCUGGGUUCUUUGCAAAAUAUGUUUGGUGGUGAUAAUUUAGACCAGUGGUUCUUAACCUUUGUUACUCGGAUGUUUUCGAACUGCAACUCCCAGAAACCCCAGCCA
Pogona vitticeps (central bearded dragon) is the source of this 6586-nucleotide messenger RNA. Lineage: Eukaryota; Metazoa; Chordata; Lepidosauria; Squamata; Agamidae. The record is from RefSeq and is a predicted model, not a curated record.